Molecule: messenger RNA, 6046 nt
Organism: Populus nigra (black poplar)
Lineage: Eukaryota; Viridiplantae; Streptophyta; Magnoliopsida; Malpighiales; Salicaceae
Product: pentatricopeptide repeat-containing protein At4g20090-like
Exons: 3
Coding region: 168-2180 (670 amino acids)
Molecular function (GO): protein binding
Source: RefSeq, a predicted model, not a curated record
AUGCGAUUUUUUUUUUAAUUUUUUGUUUGUGAAUGCUACAAUGAACGUGCUGUUUACAACCCUAGCAUGAAUGACCGAGAAAACCCUCGAAACUCUCUGUAACAAGACACAAGAGUUGAAGAGACGUUUCACAAACCGCAAAACCAAAAUACCGCCCUUUCAACUCCAUGCCCAAAUGCCAACCAUUCAACACCAACUCCAUCCUCAAGGCUCUCAACAACUUGUUUUCGUUCCCAAGUAAGUUCCUUUCUCUUUCUAUGCACUCUAACUUUUCAGCUCAUGCCAUUCCAUCCACCAAAACUAUUGAAACUGAACCCCUAAACCACACUCAACACUGUAACACCACUGACCAAGAAAAUGCCAUUGAACCUGACCCCCCAAUAUCUGAUAAGAUAUUCAAGUCGGGCCCCAAAAUGGGUUCUUACAGGUUGGGUGAUUCAACCUUUUAUUCCCUCAUUAAUAACUAUGCAAAUCUGGGCGAUUUUAAGUCUUUGGAGAAGGUUUUGGAUCGAAUGAAGUGCGAAAAGAGAGUGAUUUUUGAGAAAUGUUUCAUUGUUAUCUUUAAGGCUUAUGGGAAAGCUCAUUUGCCUGAAAAAGCUGUUGACUUGUUUGAUAGAAUGGCUUGUGAAUUUGAGUGUAAAAGAACUGUAAAGUCUUUUAAUUCGGUUCUUAAUGUGAUUAUACAAGAGGGUUUGUUUUAUCGUGCUUUAGAGUUUUAUAAUCAUGUUAUCGGUGCCAAAGGUGUCAGUAUAUCCCCUAAUGUACUUACUUUUAAUUUGGUUAUUAAGGCAAUGUGUAAGGUGGGAUUAGUUGAUGAUGCGAUCCAGGUGUUUAGAGACAUGACGAUUAGGAAAUGUGAGCCUGAUGUGUACACUUAUUGUACAUUGAUGGAUGGACUGUGCAAGGCGGAUAGGAUUGAUGAGGCAGUUUCGCUGUUGGAUGAGAUGCAAAUUGAUGGUUGUUUUCCUAGUCCUGUUACGUUCAAUGUGUUAAUCAACGGUUUGUGUAAGAAGGGUGAUUUAUCACGGGCCGCGAAGCUUGUAGACAACAUGUUUCUUAAAGGAUGUGUUCCUAAUGAAGUAACUUAUAACACACUUAUUCAUGGUUUGUGUCUGAAAGGGAAGCUGGAAAAGGCAAUUAGUCUUUUGGAUCGGAUGGUAUCGAGUAAAUGUGUGCCUAAUGUGGUCACAUAUGGGACAAUCAUUAAUGGACUUGUUAAGCAAGGAAGAGCUCUUGAUGGGGCUUGUGUAUUGGCUUCGAUGGAGGAAAGGGGGUAUUGUGUUAAUGAGUAUGUUUACUCAACACUAAUUAGUGGGUUGUUUAAAGAGGGGAAAUCUCAAGAGGCAAUGCAUUUGUUCAAGGAGAUGACAGUAAAAGGAUAUGAGCUCAACACCAUUGUAUAUAGUGCUGUUAUUGAUGGUUUAUGCCGGGAUGGAAAGCCAGAUGAUGCGGUGGAAGUUCUUUCUGAGAUGACUAAUAAGGGCUGCACACCUAAUGCAUACACCUGUAGCUCGCUGAUGAAGGGAUUCUUUGAGGCAGGUAAUAGCCAUAGAGCUGUUGAAGUGUGGAAAGACAUGGCAAAGCAUAAUUUUACUCGGAAUGAGGUUUGUUACAGUGUACUCAUUCAUGGGUUAUGCAAGGAUGGGAAAGUCAAGGAGGCUAUGAUGGUGUGGACACAGAUGUUGGGCAAAGGAUGUAAGCCUGAUGUUGUGGCUUACAGUUCAAUGAUUAAUGGCCUUUCCAUUGCUGGCUUAGUAGAAGAUGCUAUGCAACUUUAUAAUGAGAUGCUUUGUCAGGGACCUGAUUCUCAACCAGAUGUGGUCACAUAUAACAUACUAUUGAAUACAUUGUGCAAGCAGAGUAGCAUCCCUCGUGCCAUUGAUCUUUUAAAUAGCAUGCUGUAUCGGGGAUGUGAUCCUGACUUGGUUACAUGCACCAUAUUCUUAAGAAUGUUGAGAGAGAAGCUGGACCCACCUCAGGAUGGGAGGGAGUUUCUAGAUGAGCUUGUGGUUCGUCUUUUAAAGCGACAGAGAGUUUUAGGUGCAUCUAAAAUUGUAGAAGUGAUGCUGCAAAAGCUUUUGCCACCAAAACCCUCUACUUGGGCACGAGUUGUCGAAAAUCUAUGUAAACCUAAGAAGGUUCAAGCGGUCAUUCAGAAGUGUUGGAGCAUCCUGUAUUAAUGAUUCAUUGGGUUCUCUGUGACGUUCUUGUGAAGCUCAUAUGAUCAUAAUGAACCUCUAGCUUAUAGAGCAUAGACUUCUGUCACAAUUAUAUGGAGUGUGUGACCAGGGCAGGUGUUGGUGAAUACGAAUUUGAAACGAACUGUUGGAGGAGUUGAGUACAUUGUGUUUGAGGAAGCUUGGUUUUAAAUCAAAAGCUCUUUGGAAGCGUAUGCGAAUAUUUUAAUUUUGGAGAUAGAUAAUCACCGGAGACAAGUUGUUGGUUUGAGCACUGAGAGAACUGGAUGAAUGUUUAAAGUGGCAGGUAUUAUGCUUUCUCCGGCAAACAUCUAGAAAGACUUUCAUAGUUGCUAAUAUGUAUCUAAAUUUUAUGGAUUUUGAUAUUGAAGUUAGGGAGACCCUUCUCCGGCAUCAGGAGAUCAUAUUUCAUGGUGGGUUGUUGGGUGCUUUAUGCAAGUGCAAUGAAGAUAAUGUUUAACCAACCUUUUCUGUUUGGCUUUGUUCCAGAGGAGGUGCAGUCUUUUGUGUUCUUGAACUUUUGGAACUGUUUUGAUGAUGCUUAGGAUGGUUCUUGUGUUGCUGAUAAAUAGCUGGAAUAGAAGAUUUGGGGGGACAAAUUAGUCAUAAGAUUUGGGAAAUCUUGAGGUGGUCGAAUGGAAGUAUGGCUUUUCUGAGGACCUGGAGCUUCCUUUUCAUAGGAUUGAACCUCCUAUCUUGGGAUCUUUUUCUCCAGCAUUGGAGGCUUUUCCCUGAAUAUUGAUGUUCUUUAAGUUUUGGAGUUGUCAGAAGCUAUUUUUAUUUCUUGUCCUUUUUUUGCUCUCAUCAUUUUGUGGUUAACGUACUUUCUUUGGCUCUUUUGUCUAUACUUACAGAUGCUGGUUAUUUACUCUCACUUCUGAUUAUUUUUUUAAUGCUCAUCGUUAGAAAUAUGGGUUUUCCAAUUUUAUUUUUGUAUGCUAGUGUGCCUUUUAAUCACUGUUUGUGGAAAUGUUCAAGAGUGGUUUGUCUUCCUUUUCUUCUUUUUAUCCCCUCAUGGUUACCUGCUCUCUCUUAUGUAAUGCCCUUACGCUGGUUAGUUUUCUCUUGCUUUUAUUUAUUUCAUACCCAUCAUCAAACAAAAUAAGACUUCUCCAAGGAUAGUUUUUACCCCUGUGCCCUUUUAAUAGUUGCAUACAGAAAAUGCUUUUAGUGAGAAAUUUGUGCUUUCUGUUUGCUUUCUUGUGUUCAGUUUGGUCACUUAGAAUACUGAAUAGAAAAGCCUGAAAUUGAAGAUUUCCAAUCUCUUGUAAGUGGAUAGAAAUAUGAAAUCUAGGACAUUACAAGACAAGGCACAGGGAAACAUUUUGGAAGAUAUGUGAUUUGCAAGCCACAUUGCUGCUUUUUAUCUAAAAGUUGAUACAUUAAAAUGUUGUCAGUUAUCUUUGAUCAGCUCAAGAUGUCAUAAUUUUAAAUUGUAGUUGCAGGACUGAGACUUUGCAGGUGUUACAUAAUGAUUGCGGCUAUGGUUGUCAUGAAUCAUUUGUAAUUCUUAAUAAAUUUUAGCGUGCAUGCUUCUUUAAUAGUUUCACAAUAGAUGUACAAUAAUAACACUUCUAGUAGCUAAAUAUCAUAUAAGCAAUGCAUUACAACUAUCAAAAGAGUGAAAAAGUGUGAAACCAUGAACUUGAAAUGCAAAAAAUCAUAUUAGUAUUUAGUAAGUAGACUGUUAUCGACCCAUUAUUUUCACAAAUAGCCUAUAAUGGCCGUUACCGGACAUUACAUGAGAACAUUAUGGCCAUUUUUCUUGUGAAUUGCCAGUAACAGCUCUAUGACAUCGAGUGAUGGUAAUGGGGCUCUCUGUCUCCGUAUGGCUGUUAAAUUUAUGCAAGAUGGGGCAAGGAUGCCAGUUAUUUUACAGGCUGGGUCUGAAAUAAUUCUGCAUAGAUGCUGCUCUGCUCUGUUAUUCUUAUUUUAUUCAAAAUAAACAUGAUCGUUUAUAUACUAAUAUCAGGACGCAUAAUAUUUGGUUUGGUAACUUAAGGAUGAAGAAGAUGAUUUUAAGCUCCUUCUCUUGCAAUCUUAUCUUCAUAUUUCUUCUGUUGAUUCUGCUUUGUGAUGCAGAUGAGCCAUAUCAUUAGAAUGGAGACCAAAGAAGACAUGGUAAAUUAGCAUUACCACUGUACAAAUACCAAAUCUUUCAAAAGCCUUCGCGCCCAAAGAUCCCAUUAGAAAGAUGUUUAUUGCAUUUGACAGGGAUGGAAGCCAUGGAACAAGUGGAACCCCAAAGACUUUCUCUGUUGAUGUAACAUCAUGGAUAAUCCAAUAGUCCUCAAGAACCAAAAAGGAACGAUUACAGCAUAUCCAGCCUAACCAUUGGGAUUCAAUCCUCUGUAAGCAGAAAUUCCCAUGGACAAAGCAAUAAUGAUUAGCAGGAAGAAGACCAACUUCAAGAGGUUUAUUUGUGGUGUGAUUUCUCUGACAUAGUAUCUCCUCACAAGUAAUGCAGCAGCCAUCAUCAUGAAGAUAAAUAGGGUGCUUUCUGACAAAAAAAUUACCAAGACAUCCAGGCUUGAGAAAAAAGCAAUGAGAGCACUUGAAAUGGUGAUAAGAAGUGUUGCAUUUAUUGGUGUUCUUGUCUUUGGUUGGACAAGAGCAAACCAUGGAGGGAUCAUGUGGGCUCGUGCAAUAUGAGUAGUACACUGCUUGUCCAGGCGCCCCUGCCAGAAGGAUGUCCCCUUGAGGGCUCCAAGUGCUACUAGUUACUUAGCCCAGUUCAUUCCUACACUCUGAAAUGCAACAGAGUAAGGCCCGUCCGGGUCAUCUCUAUCUAUUUUUGUAUCAUACUUGGUGAAAGUGCCAUUAAGCAGUAUAUAAUGGUAAUGAUUGACAUGGAUCCAAGUACUCCUAACAGUAUGUGUCUUGAUGGGUUCCUUGUUUCUUCUGCCAUGGUGGCUAUAUUGUCAAAGCCUCCAUAAGCGAAGUAAACAAUUGCAGCUGCUUGGAAUAUCCCUUUCACCCCAAAAGGCAAAAAUGGUUUCAGAUUGGAUGUAUUGGCAUGAGCAAACCUGCAAUCUUGACAAAUAAAAUUACAGCAGUAUUGAGUGUCGUUGCUAUCCAAUUGAACACUGAAGUUUCCCUGGUGCUGGUCAUUGCAAUUGUUGCAGCAAUCACCAAAACUCGAACUGAAAUUGGAUCCAGGAGAUUGAAACCUUCAGCUAGAUUUGAAUGGAUGCGUAAAGAGUUGGAAGGACUGUCCAGAAGACUUGUGAAGUAAGAAGUCCAUGCCCUGGCAACUGCUGCACUGCCCAGGAUGCUUUCAAGCAAUAUGUUCCCUGCAGUUAUGAAAGCCACAGAGUCUCCUAAUUCAAUUCUCAAGUAACCAAAUGAACCACCUGCGACUGUGAUUUCAACUGCAAAUUCUGUGUAACAGAAUACAGAGAGCAUUGCUGAGACUUCAGAAGCAAAAUAGGACAAGACAAUGGCAGCUCCAGCAUGUAUGCAGGCCUCUUGUCCCGUGAGCACAAAAAAUACCAGCUCCAAUGACAACCAAAUCCAAACCAGUUAAGGUCCCACCAAGUGAGGCAGCGUUUCAUCUCAGUCUCACUCUGUUUCUGAAGCUCCGCAAUUUCAUUGGCAUCAUCUGAACAGCUGAUGAAAUUUUCCUUGAACUGGAAACAUGUCUCUGACAAUGCUGAAUGGUAGUUGCCCCAGCUUUGGAAGGACUCUUCUGGGAAGAAGUCUUGUUUGCUAAAUGUCCAAUAACUUUUAUGUUGAGUCUCACCACCAAUUUCUCCCAUGGAACCCAUAAUUAUAUUCUCGUGUGUCCUUAGUGAAGUAAACCGCAGAUGAUAUAAGUUAAGCUUUUAUGGGGACUGUUAUCUUGUAAA